Messenger RNA from Macrosteles quadrilineatus (aster leafhopper), 4273 nucleotides. Its product is annotated as chromosome-associated kinesin KIF4A-like. Gene Ontology annotation, molecular function: microtubule motor activity; ATP binding; microtubule binding. The record is from RefSeq and is a predicted model, not a curated record. Bases 68 to 4273 code for a protein of 1401 amino acids. NCBI's taxonomy places the organism in Eukaryota, Metazoa, Arthropoda, Insecta, Hemiptera, Cicadellidae. The transcript has 20 exons. Gene Ontology annotation, biological process: mitotic spindle organization; microtubule-based movement.
AAACAAAGUGUUUCAACUGAAUUAUUUUAAUUGUCGUUAUUAUCAUUGAAAACCAGUAAUAUAAAUAAUGUCCAAACCAUCCUCUAUAUUUUCUUACUCGCCAAUGAAAAAUGUGAGAUCGUCACCGGCGUCAGGUAGAUCUAACGGUCCAAGUAAAACGAAGAACCAGCAAGUCAGCUCUACGGUAGCUGAAUCUAGUCCGAGGAAAUGUAGAAUACAGACUGAGGUUAGAAGCAGUCCUGCUGGUACCAGAAGUACAAACAUUAAUGUCACAAGUCGGCUGCAAAUCACAGACAUGUCAUCCAAGAUGAACAAAGGGCGGCCAGCCAUCAACCCUAGUCCGAGAAAGGAACAAUCAAAUGAGGAUAAGAGAGAUACAAAGAAACCAACUUCUGGUUCAAAACUGUAUUCAGUUUCUGGGGUUGUAAAACUGCGAAAUGCAAGAGACAACAAGCCUACUUCUAGGAGAGGACUGUUUGAAGGAGCAGCUGAGAGUUCCGAUAUUCCAGCCAACAUAAAUGUGAAGACUAUGAGGUCUUGUUUUGAACGGAAAGAGAAUCGAGUUCCUGCUAAACCUCCUCCAUCUCCUUCUCCUUCAAGAGCUAAACCUCAGUUGUCCAACAUGAGAAAUAACGACAUUAUCAAAGGAAUCCUGUCUUCCAAAAGUAGGUUUGAUCAAUCCAGUCCAAGCAAGUUUCGAGUUCCCUUGAGUCCCAGCACUCCGACCUCUCAACCUCAACACAAGCUGCGACGAUCUGUGUCUACUGGCACUCUUGCUGCAUCCACCGACAGCCCGGCCCGUCCAAUUCUUUCUCGGUCUCACAGUCAAAAUAUGAUGACACCCAAACAUCGGGUGAGGUUUGAAGACGAGGCCACCCCUGGGUGUUUCUCACCCGUGCUGCUAGACACUCAGUCUGUUGUGGGUGAGACUACAAAUCUCACAGUGGCUGUGAGACUGCGACCUACCUUCCCAGGCGAGCGCAGUGUAGUCACUGUAGACGAUGGUACAGUGAGAGUGCAUGGCCUGGGAUCAGAACAUUGCUUCUCAUAUGACUACUGCUUCGACUCCAACUGUGACCAACAACAGGUGUUUGACACCAUGGUCCAGCCACUGGUAGAUGCUGCAUUCCACAGCUACAACGUUUGUCUCUUCGCCUACGGUCAGACUGGUUCUGGAAAGAGUUACAGCAUGAUGGGUGAAGAAAGUAAAUCGAUUGAAGACGUUCCUGAGAAAGCAGGAAUCAUCCCAAGAUUCUCCAAACAGAUUUUCAACACAGUUGAGGGCUCCAAGGAUUAUUUGAGUGCACAAAUCGAAAUAAGCUAUUUUGAAAUUUACAAUGAGAAGAUACACGAUCUGCUCCGUCCGUCAGAGGAGAGCGGCAGAGCUGCUCCAUUGAGGGUGAGGGAACACCCGGAAAUGGGGCCCUACGUGGUGGAUCUGACAGUCCGUAAAGUCUGCUCUUUCAGAUCACUGCAGGACUGGCUGAGAAUAGGCAACAGUCACAAGGCUACGGCAGCCACAGAGAUGAAUGUAAACAGCUCUCGGUCCCACUCCAUCUUCACAAUCACACUGACACAAUCACAGGAUGAUGAUCGACCAAGUGUUUGCAGUAAGAUCAACUUGGUGGAUCUGGCUGGCAGUGAACGGUUGGCUCACACUUGUGCUUCUGGUGACAGACUGAAGGCAUCCUCCAAAAAUCCUUAUAAAAACCCUCUGAUUCAGUUACAUUUGAAGGAAGGUGUGAGCAUCAACCGCUCCUUGCUGACUCUGGGCAAAGUGAUCUCCUCUCUGGCUGAGAACAAACGAGGAGGCUUCAUUCCCUACAGAGAGUCUGUCAUCACUUGGCUGCUGAGGGAAAGUCUGGGUGGCAACUCUCACACAGCCAUGUUGGCCACCAUCAGUCCGAGCAGUCAGUAUGUAGAUGAAACAUUGUCAACACUGAGGUAUGCCUGUCAAGCACGUAGCAUUGUCAACACUGUUCGUAUAAAUGAGCGACCUCACGAGAGAAUGAUCAGAGAACUAAAACAGGAAGUUCAAAGGUUGAAAGAAGAUAAUCGGUCAGUAGAUCAUAAAGAAUGUGAUCAAAAACUACUUACACUUCAAGAACAUCUCGAUCGGACUACUAAAGAACUGGCCAAAGCUAAAAUCUUCUGUGAUCAAAGUGAGAAAGAAAUUUUAAAAUUGGAAAAGGAAUGGGAAAAAACUAAAGUCAUUGACUUUCACGAAUAUUGUAAUCAGAAGAUUCAAGAUUUGGAAAAUGAGUUAGCUCUGACUGAAAAUCGUAACAAGAAAUUAGACAGAGAAAUCAAGGAAUUGAAAAAAGAUUGUUCGGAGGUAAAUGAAGAUAAGUAUGAAUAUGAGAUACAAAUAAGGCAGUUGAAAGGCACAUUGGAAGAUUUAAAUGAAAGGUACAACCGUAACAAAGAAGAAUUAUGUCGGCUUGAGAAUGAGUUGGAAGAGAAUCAAAAGGAAAAUAAGCAGCUAAAAGCUGAGACCAAUAAACUGAAAGAAGAUCUUUGUGAAUGCUCGGAGAAAAAUCAUAAUUAUGAAAGAGACAUUAGUGAGAUGAAAAACAAUAUGUUAGAAAUAAAGAAUAACUUCAAUCAUAACCAUUGUGACAGCCAAAUACUGAUGUUGCAGACAGCCCUGUGUGAGGCAGAAAGGUUUACUCGUCAAUAUCAGGAAAUAUCUCAAACUUUAGAGAAAAAAUGUACCGAAAUGACAACUCAAUCCAAUCAUGAAGGUUGUGAAAAAGAAAUCAGCACUUUGAAGGAAACAAUAAACGAAUUAAAACAGUUUGCUGACCAUGGAAAAUGUGAUAAAGUAAUUGAAAAAUUGAAAAGCUCUUUGACGGAAUCAGAAAAAAUUUUAUCAGACUUACAAGAUGAAAUUAUCAAAUUUAAAGAAGAAAAUUCCAAGCUAGAAACAGUCAAGGAAAGAAGCCACAAAGAAAUCCUUUCCUUGAAGAAAGAGCUCAUGCAAUUGUCUAAGACAGCAAGCCAUACUGAAUGUGAAGAGAAAUUAGACACUUUGAGAAAGGCCGUUGCUGUUGCAAGAUCGAUGAAUGUCCACAUUCAAUGUGAAAACCGCAUCAGUGAACUUGAGAAGGAAGUGCGAACUUUGCAGUCGGUAGCUCAAUCAGACCACAAUAAGUAUAAGGAGAAAAUUGACGGUCUGUUCUACGCAGUUGAAAAGUAUGCUGAUGAGAACAGCAAUCUCACAAGAAAACACGAGGCAGAAAUCAGCCAGUACAUUGAUGAAAAAGACAAGCUGAUAAAAACGCACAAAGAAGAAGUCAAUCAGUACGUCGAAACAAUCCAAAGUUUAGAAGAUGAAUUAUCUGCUUUGAAGGGUGAAUUAGAGGAUAAGAAGAAUAUUAAACACAGUUAUCAAGAUGUAGUGUACUUAGAAAGCCAGCUGAGAUCUGUGAAAGAUGAGAAUUCAAAAUUGAAAAAGAAGAAAGUUGAGGAUGAAAAACGGAUAUCGUCUAUGGAGCAACAGGUCAUUUCUCUCACAAAAGAACUUUUAGAGGUGAAAAAUCAACUUAGAGCUUCUGUGAGGGCGAAAGAGUCAAGUGAGUCCCUGUGUACUCAACUACAAGAACAGCUGUCCCAGCAAGAUCGGAAACUUGCUCUCUCAAAGAGUUCCAGUCAAAUUGAAGAUGAUAAAGAGAAUUGGGAGACACCAAGUAAAGUGAUUAGACGUUCUAUUGCUCAGCAUUCGAAGUCUAAUCGAAGUGCAAGAUGCAGCUUUGUGCUGAAGGCAGAAGAGAUUCAUCAGUCACUCAAAGAUGCUGAGGACAUUUGUUCCAGACUCAAAAUACCUUGGGUGUUUCAGCUGGAGCCGGAAGUGACGACUCACAGCUGGUUUGACGUCAAUGUCCGAGUGUGGGAUCAGAGGACGAUGAGUUCUGUCCGUUGGCCUCAGGAUGUGUUUCUGGGUUGGCUACGAGAGAUGAAGGAUACAAUCCUGUCAAAGACCAGAGGGCACAAACUAUUUCAUAGUGCCACAUGGAUGCAGAACUCACAAGACCCUAAACCACUUCCUCUCGAACCAGUUCCACAAAACAACAAGAAACCGUGUAUAGAGCAGGAGGUUGACAGUUUAAGAAGUAGGAUCAUGGCUCUAGAGCAGCUAGUCAACAUAGAGGACAAACACGAGGCGUUGUCUGCUGUCACAUCUCUAGGUAAGGCUGUCAAACAGCUUAGCAGUCAGCUGGGACUGUCAUCUCCUGUUAAAUCUCAACAGCCAAACACACGACGCAGGCUAUGA